ACCAAUUAUAAGGUUUUGAAACCAUAGUUAUUAAAGAUGCACAUCCUAACCAUAGUUUGCUAUAAUAUAUCAAUAGCUAUGGCCGAGAGACAAGACCAUAAAGAAGAGUACGUAUUUAGAAAUGUUCAACUCUUCAAGAAUGCUACCCUUGGUACUGGCUCCUACGGGGCAGUGUGUAAAGCCAAGUGUGACCAGCUACUCUGUGCUGCCAAGCUACUCUAUCCAGUGCUCUUGCAGAUGACUGUUCCCGAUUUUGGUAAAGAACAUAGACACCCGUUUAGAAGAUUCGAAACAGAGUGUGCAUUUCUGAGUCGUAUCAACCAUCCCAACAUUGUGCAGUACUUGGGGACCUAUCGCGAUCCCGAUACAAAUGCACCAGUUCUUCUCAUGGAGCUCAUGGACGAGAGUCUGACACACUUCCUGGAGUCAUCACCUGGAGACAUUCCCUACCACAUCCAAGUCAACGUCUCCUAUGACAUAGCUCAAGCACUUGCCUUUCUCCACUCUAAUGGGAUCAUACAUCGCGACCUCACCAGCAACAAUGUUCUACUGAUUGCAGGCACUCGAGCCAAGGUCACCGAUUUCGGAAUGUCCAAAUUCAGGGACAUAAACGUCACCCGACUAGCUACAAUGACCACAUGCCCGGGAACACCAGCCUUCAUGUCUCCCGAGGCAUUAAAUGAACCACCAGUGUACACAGAGAAACUAGACAACUUCUCAUUUGGUGUGCUUCUAGUUCAGACCGCAACUCGACAGUUUCCAAAGCCAACAGAUCGAUUUAUAACAAGAGAACUGGUUGAUCCACGAUUUCCGAACCAAGCAAUUCAAGCCAAUGUUCCAGUGCCUGAGAUAGAGAGAAGACAAGCUCACAUGAGCCUGAUUGAGCCCACUCAUCCUCUGUUUCCGAUUGCUCGUAACUGCCUCAAAGACAGAGAUGUUGAACGACCAUCUUCCCAACAGCUAUGCCAAACACUAGAUGCUCUCAAGAGGACACCACAGUACCAGGAAAGCUCCCAACAAGAUCUGCACCAGAUGCUCAGAGAGAAAGAUGAGCAACUACAAGUAAAUCAAGAGAUUAUAACAGAAAAUCAAAAAACAAUAACACAAAACAAUGAGCAGUUACAUACAAAAGACAUGCAAAAUCAUCAACUCACUACAAGACUAGGCCGGGCAACAGAAGAAAACCAAAUUCUUCAACAAGACAGAGUAACCAUUCAACAGGAGGCUGAAGCCAGGGAGAGACAGCUGAGGAGACUAAAUCAAGAGUUGCAAUCAAGUGAGGAGAACACUGCUGCCCUCCAACAAGCCAUCGAUCAACGAGACAGAGAAGUCACUCAACUGAGACAAACGUUGGCAAGCAAGAACGAGGAAAUUCACGACCUAUCAACUCGAAUGCACCAAGUCACACUGCAAGAUGAGCAAGCUACACCAAUGAAACCACCUGAGCCACCUGUUUGUAUUGGGUAUGGAUCAUCAGCCGUGAUUGGAGACAAGGCAUACUUUAAUACCAGAGGAGGGACGCGCGUCAUACUUUGUAAUAGAUAAAUGAUGAAUAUAAUUAUGUUAUAGUUAUUGACUGGUUGACUAGUAAUUAUGGCUUAUAAACAACCAAUGCCGAGGGCACAGCCCGAGGCUGAGGUUGUUUAUAAACCAUAAUUACUAGGCAACCAGUCAACAACUGAUUUAUUUACUGCAAAAACAGCAAAACAGUCAUUUGAACAUCAGUGGAGACAGUCAAACUUGCUCUCACAGCCUCAGAAUUAUGCAGUUAGAACAGUUACAGGCAUAGAACUAGCAGUACUACUGUGGAGCUACAUGAGCUAGCUAGCUAGGUUCAGCUAGCUGGAAGCCAUGCAUAAACUUUGACCAGACCCGCCCACCACUAAAUGCAGCUGUGAGGUUUGUACGUACAUGUAGGUAGCUAGCCUAGCUACGUACCUACCUGUACUGUAGCUCUGAACUAGUCUGUUAUUGUCAACAACACCACAGUCUACUUGUAAUCCUCUACUUCUGAGCCACAGCCUUGACUACUGAGAAAGCACAGAGCAAGAAUUUGACUACAGGCUUCAGCUAGCUCAGUUCAAUACUGUCAAGCUUACACAACAUUUUUGAAUUUUUUUAUUGUGUGCAAUGUACCAAAUUUUGUCAAGAUGCAUCAUAUCAAUUCAAAUCUGCUGAGGAAGUAGAUUGUAAGAAUAGUGCCUGGGGGAAGUAAUUAUGUUAUAGUUAUAACACGGGCACAAGGGAUGUAUGGAAUAUAUUGCACUGAAGCACGAGGGCGCCAGCCCCGAGGGCUGAGUGCAAUAUAUGCCAUGCAGCCCGAGUGCACGUGUUAUAACUAGUUUAUAUCCCGAGGGCAUAGCAACAUAACACUGUCCUAGUAACACAAUAUAAACAGCACAAAAAAAGACAGAGACAACUCUAGACACAGCUCCAUCUCUUCUCUCUUCUAGACGCCAGUAUCUGCAGCGUAUAAGAUUGGCAUGACCGACGAAUGGCUUGACACAAAAUUGUUGGAGUUUUAACUGAAAUCUGCAAAACAGCCCCACCCCACUUCUGGUGCUGCAAAACAGCCCCGCCCCACUUACUGCUGCAAAGAAACAGCCCCACCCCACUACUCAGUGAAUACUAGCUGCUGGUCUACGCUCGGCCUCAUAACCAAGCCAAGAAAGCUCGCUUCUACACUGCUGCAAAACAGCUCAUGCCCCCAGCAAAAAGAGCCACUUCUAGUGCUACGGUGAAGCAGAAUUGACAUGCAUCACGAUGUCGAGGACUAGGUCGAUCUAGGAACACAGAAUCUUCCACAAAAUAAAUCUUGGACAAUUUUAAAACCUGCACGGUUGCAAGAAGAAACUCCAGCAGUGCUGAACAUUCAUUCCUGCAUGGCUGGACAUACUUUGAUACUUGUUAUUUCUCAUGCGUAUUAAUUUAAUUUUAAUUUAA
Halichondria panicea is the source of this 2943-nucleotide messenger RNA. RefSeq lists its product as uncharacterized. Lineage: Eukaryota; Metazoa; Porifera; Demospongiae; Suberitida; Halichondriidae. Bases 37 to 1545 code for a protein of 502 amino acids. Gene Ontology annotation, molecular function: protein serine/threonine kinase activity; ATP binding. The record is from RefSeq and is a predicted model, not a curated record. The transcript has a single exon. Gene Ontology annotation, biological process: protein phosphorylation.